This is a messenger RNA of Pseudomassariella vexata, 1476 nucleotides long. RefSeq names its product ras family-domain-containing protein. NCBI's taxonomy places the organism in Eukaryota, Fungi, Ascomycota, Sordariomycetes, Amphisphaeriales, Pseudomassariaceae. Gene Ontology annotation, molecular function: GTPase activity; GDP binding; GTP binding. Gene Ontology annotation, biological process: signal transduction. The transcript is spliced from 8 exons. The record is from RefSeq and is a predicted model, not a curated record. Gene Ontology annotation, cellular component: plasma membrane. Bases 381 to 1049 code for a protein of 222 amino acids.
CUCAACGCGAGAACGAAAAGCUGUGCACAAAUCCCACUGACGCUCCGACCUCCGCCUUGUCCAUCAUUAGACCGGCCCAAAGUUGUCCAAUUAUUACUCUUCGAAACAGCAGCACCCGGCCAAUUUUCGGAUCGUCCCCCCCAGGCAGAUCUUAUUCGGAGCACCACCCUGGGAGCUAACCGACGAGAUCGCCAAGGCCGACAGGUGACGCAUGCGGUUGUCGGGAUUCCCAUUUCGCUGACGGCCCAACGCGACGACACACGCCGCCCCUUUGUUUGUUGGACCUUAUAGCGAAGAGCGACGGAUAUCGUUGGUAUACAAUAGCCAUAUUGCCCAGGCCGCAAUUUGAUGGGCCGGCCUCUCAAAUUGGUCACUGAACUAUGGCUCCACGACAAGGACGUUACCAACCCGCCCGCGAAUUCCACGUUGUUGUACUUGGCGCAGGCGGUGUUGGCAAGAGCUGCCUCACUGCUCAAUUCGUGCACAACGAAUGGAUCGAGAGUUAUGAUCCCACCAUUGAAGACUCGUACCGGGCUCAGGUGGCAGUCGAUGGCCGUCAGGUAGUUCUAGAGAUCCUGGAUACUGCCGGAACCGAACAAUUUGUCGCCAUGCGAGAUUUAUACAUGAAAACUGGCCAGGGGUUCCUUCUCGUCUUCAGCAUCACAUCCGCCUCUUCACUGACGGAGCUUGCUGGGCUUCGCGACGAGAUCAUCCGCAUUAAGGACGAUGAAAACGUGCCGAUAGUCAUCUGCGGCAACAAGGCUGAUCUCGAGGACCAACGGUGUGUGCCUCGCACCAAGGGCUUUUCCAUUUCGCAACGAUGGGGGGCACCUUACUAUGAAGCCAGCGCAAGGACAAAGACCAAUGUUGAUGAGGUUUUCAUCGACUUGUGCCGGCAAAUGCUCCGCAAGGAUGAUGCCGGAGAGGGCUACCUCGAAGAAGACAAAGAAUACGAUCCGUAUUCCAUCUCUUACUACAAGAAGAAAAGGAAGCAGAGAAGAUCCGACCGCGACAGAGAUCCGCACCGGCCAAAAUGCGUCAUCCUAUGACCGGCCUCCAAAGAAGAAGCCGCGUCGAACGCGGAAAACGAGAACCACUGAUUUCGCGCAUAUUCUCUGGCCGAAAUUGUCCUUGUAUUUGAAAGGGCUAUUGGAUUCAGCCUACUUAGACUGGUGGCAGACUUUUGUGUGUGGUUUUUCUGACCUGGGGGCUGGAAUUUUCACAGACCUCGCCAUCAUACCCCUGUCACGCGCAUCAUGAUGUUCAGCCAGCAAGCACUCGGUUGCUAGCUUGUCCUUGCAGCAUGUUUCUUUUUCCUGGGCGACAUUUUCACCCGUUUCAUACAAAACGGCGGAUCGGAAGGAAAGCUUUCUGACUGAGAAAUUUCCACUAGCAUGUUGAAGUUAGGGAAGCCUUCUAUUUUGUGUGUUUUUACUAUUCGUGGUAUGACCUGACUUGGAGGAGUUGUUUUUCCCC